Molecule: messenger RNA, 7868 nt
Organism: Drosophila serrata
Lineage: Eukaryota; Metazoa; Arthropoda; Insecta; Diptera; Drosophilidae
Product: putative Rho GTPase-activating protein CG5521
Biological process (GO): positive regulation of GTPase activity; regulation of small GTPase mediated signal transduction
Cellular component (GO): cytoplasm; nucleus
Molecular function (GO): GTPase activator activity
Source: RefSeq, a predicted model, not a curated record
UGGAGCUGGACGCGACGCAAAUGGAAAAGGAAAACAUUAACGCGAAAAGCAGGGAAAAUGUGCUGUAAAAUCCGCGCCGUUAGCCUGCAGGUGCAAGUCCGCGACGCCCGGGAGUGCCAGUGACAAGUGCGCGAUGAAAUAGGUGCGGGAAAACAAACGGAAAACAGCAGCGAAAAGCAAAGCUCCGGACCCAGUACACCGCCCCCUCCGUCGCCACCCCCGUCCCACGUCGUGCAGCCAGCAACGUCAGCGGGCCAGAGAGCGGCGGGCGUUGCUAAAUAAUUUCUCCGGGGCGCUCCGCUGGACAAAAGUGCUAUUCGUUGGCGUGCGCGUAUAAAUAAAUAGCUGAAAAAGGCGAAAAGGCCAGAAAAUCGGGCAAAGAAGGCUGAACGAGAAAAUCUGAAAAAUCAGCGAAUAGAAAGUGUAUACAGACUCUCACACAUGCCUGUGCCGCCGCCUGCAUUUGUGUUGUUCGUGUGAUGUGUGUUGGUGUGUGGAAUACCAGAAAACACAAGGUGCAAAAUGUUUACCAAAAAGUCCCAUGCGGAUGUGAAGAAAUCCACGGCCAAGUUGCAGGACUGCAAGAAAGAUUCCGCUUCCCGGUUGCGACACCUACGCAUGAUAUUAGAUAAUGUGGAGCUAGAGGAGUCCAAGUCGUUGUUCGAGACCAAUUACAGUCAUGUAUAUUUUAUACUCUACGACACCUUCAUUCAAGCCGAGGCCAAUCUAAAGCAAAAAGAACUUCCGUUUCACAUUGUUCACAAGGCGCAUCGCGAGGAGCUGGACGGUUCGCUAUGGCUUCUCGAGAAGAUCUUGUGUCUGCUGCCGGAGCUGUUGGCCCGUCGUUGGCAAUGCCACUCCCUCAGUCGCAUCAUGGCCAAGCUGCUGCAUCUGGGCAACUCGCCGAAACUAAGACGCGAGGGCGUUCGGUACUUUCUGCUAUGGUAUCAGACCCUGGGAGAGAAUGCCCCCGGCUAUGUGCACGCCAUGUACGCGGAUCUCAUACCCGGCCUCAUUGUCCCCCAGAAGGGCGUCACCGGCCCGGACACGGAGUUCAGUGCCUCGGACUUUCUCACGCAUCCCAACAUGAAGGCGGACGGAGGCAUGGCCUCGGUGUUCCACGACAACGCCUUCUCUCACCCGGUGCAGAGUUCGGAGGUGGUUGCUUUACUGCCGCCAUCGUCCAGCGAGAAGUCAGCGCCACCGGAUCCCCGGGACGGGCUGGAGGUGCUACUAAACAGCAUGGUGCAUACGGCGGCCUGUCUGCGAUGGCGUGACAAUCGCGCCCAGAAGGAUCACCGGGCGUUUGCCUUCCUGCUGCAGCGCUUCAUGGAUGUCUUCCUGCCCGUCUUUUCGCCCAACUUCGAUGUUACCUGCUCCAUCUACAGUCCGCGUCUAGAUUUGCCCGUGAUGCGGUCGAUCAACAAAAAGGAGGAGGUGAUGGCCUCUUGUGUAGUAGUUCUCAUCAACUGGGUGUCUCGAUUCACACACGAGCGCCUGUUGAGUCACCGCCUGGACUGCACCCUGCACCUCGAGGAGGUGGAUAAUGUGCGACUGCAAGGCUACCAGCAGGGACUGAUCGUCCGGGAUGUGUUUUACGUUAGUCGGGAGAACAUCAACUUUGUGCAUGAGGUGUAUCGUCAGGCGUUCCUCCUUAACUUCACCUCCAAGCCGCAGAUCGAGGCGAUCCGGACCGCCAUCGCUGUGUACAGGGAUUGGAUGACGGGCGAGACGCCUCCACCGUUCCUGCUGGAGCCGAAUGACGAUCCACCGCCUCCGUCAACGGCGGGCGGGACACCGCGUAGUCAGCGAUUGCGCACACCCUCCUAUGUGGGCGCCAUGGCGGGCUCCAAGGAUCAGCAGGCAGUGCGUGCUGGACGGCAAAAUGUUCUGCAGGUAUUCGUGACCAAUGCGGCUAACGUGUUCCUGGUGAGCACAGCCAACCUGAACAUCUGUUUCCCCGGCCGCUCACGCACCUAUCGCUCCACGCCGCUGGAAGAGCAGACGGAGAUCUGCAAGAAGGUGCUGAAUGUGUACCGCACCAUGGUGAUGAACACCGAGAUGGACUCGCGGACCUGGGAGCAGCUGCUGCUAGUGCUGUUGCAGGUAACCUCGGUGGUAUUGCAUCAGAAUCAGCCAAACGGCGGUGGCACCCCCAAGAGCGGUACCCUAGGUGGGAUUUUAGGGUCUGCAAUCUUCCAAACCCUGAUUGUCACCUGGAUACGAGCGCACACAAAGGUCCCAGUGAAUGUACAGCUGUGGGAGAAGUUCCUCAAUGUCCUGCAAUCGCUGACGCAUCGGGAGGAGCUAAUCGUGGAGUGGAACAAGACCAUACAGACGCUGACGCGGGUCUUUUCGCGAUACAGUUACGGCAUCAACUUGUUGGACCUGCCCCUGGAUCGGGUGGCGGAGAGUCGGGCCGAGAAACGGCGUCGCAUCGGCAGCGUCUGGCAGGGAUCGGGAGCUAGCACUGGCGGAGGCAAUGCCGCUAUUUCGGCAGCCAACUCAGGCCAAAGCCGGCAGCGGGAGUCGCUGGCAGAGUCGAAUAGCAGUCGUUCGGAGGAGACCUCGUCUUCGCAGGUGCCGCUCCAACACCAACCAAACCGGACGCAUCACCAACACACACAGUCACAAGGAGGUGCGGGCCAGGGCUCAAGACCCGUGCCACUCACGCCCAUGCUGAGUCGAAGCUACAGCGAAGGUAGCCUGGCCUCGGCGGCCAGGAAUUCGGCGCGGAUAAGACGCCGCAGGGCAGCCCCUCCGCCAAAGCCCAAACCCCUCCAACAGCAGCAGCAGCCGCCACACGGAGAGAACCGCAUAAACGCGCAAGACUUGCGCCGGGCCAUGUCCCUAGACUCGCUGGCCAGGAAGAGCAGUGAUGCCGCCGAGGAGACUGACUUGGAGGGCGACAACGAAAGCGGAGCGGGCUCCCGGAGUCCCUCGCCCACCGCCAGCAGUGGGAUCGAAGGGGGUUCCAUCAAGGAUGCCCAACUGCAGAUCGAUGCCAGCUUGGAUGACGCCAAUUCGGGGAGCUACGGCAGUGGCAGCAACUCGGGGAGCCUUUCCGGCCGUCGCUGCAUUAUCCUGGGUGGCUCGGCGGAGGGCUGGCAUCCCGAUUCCACCUCCAUUAUGUGGAAACGCAUGCUGGGCGCUCUGGGUGAUGUAAAUCGCAUCCCCAAGCCAGAGCUGCAUGCCCAAGUCUUCAUGCAUCUGCUGGAGAUGACACAGAAUCUGAUCAAGAUCAAGCAGAACCAAGGCAUAUCCUCGGAUAAUCAAAGCACGCCACCGCCUCCGACUUUGGUUCCACCGAUUGGGAUCGUGGCGCCCUGGUGCUACGGCUCCCUCACGCUGGAUAGAUCCUUCAAGAAGGGGAAGUUGUGGGCCCUCCAGCUGCUCUGCUCGCUGGCUAUUCAAGGAGGCACCGUGGGAAUGCAGCAGCAGUUACCGCUUUUCUAUCACGCUCUCCACCAGUUGCUGACCGGUGAGGAUCGGGAUUUGAUUUAUGCUAUCCUCAAGCACCUGGAAGGUCCCCGGUUGCUUAGCCUACUGCUUCCCGGGCACACCCUCCUCUUGCUGGACUUGGUGCACGCGAGUGCUAUACUUCUCACUUCCCUGGAGGUCUCCCGGAGCACACCCCGGGCCGAGGUGGCGGCACUGCUGGGCUCACUGCUCUGCUAUCCGUCCUCACUGCUACCGCGUCCCGUGUUGCAGCCCUCGCCUCAGAAGUUCGAGCUGAUGGAGUGCCCGGAUCUGCAGGAUCACAUCCUAAACAUUGUGCUGAGAUGUGCCAGGCGGGAGCCCUCGUCCAGGGCGCGGUGCAUUGCCCUCGCCCAGCUGGGGCAGUGGCUUCUUCUGCGUCUCUCACAGCCUUCGUUGGGAGCCUCAACUGCCGGCAAGGGCCAUCUCUUCCAGCAGGCGGUACCGCAUCACAAGGAUGUCCAGCCCAAGGAGACGCAGGUGUUCAAUCCGCGCAUCAAGGAAGUGCUUCAGGUGCUUCUGCAGGCACUGCAGUUCAAGCAUCAUACCAUCGCCAUGGUGGCCGUAGAUUCACUGAAACUCUGCGCGGAGCGUGGCCGUCAGCUAGCAGCCAUCGAAAGGGUUCCUCAUCUUAUAAUCACCGCGCUGUGCAAGGCCCUAGAGAUCCAGAACGUGACCAAGCCCAGGGACUCGGACAAGGUGGUGCUGACAUCGCUGAUGCUUUGUUUGGGUGAAUUCUGCAUGGCAAUACCAGUAGCUAUACUGCUGGCUCCGUUCAAUGAUCAGGGCGAUACCCUAGUGCUUCAGGUGCUUCGAGUACUUCUCCAGGUGGCCUCCGGAGCCCCACGCCACGAAAGAGUGAAGCUGACGGCGGACGACGACUUCGACAUGCACAUUACCCAUGAUGAUUUGCAGGGUGAUGGCCGUCUGCCCGAAGCCACUUAUCAGACGUCGGAGACCAUCUACAAGUGCAUCUCGGCCAUCAAGCUGUGCGCCAAGGCGGUUUCCAUGCACCUUGUGACCCACAUCGGUCACUUUCCCAUGGGGAUCGGGGCCUCUCGUCUCAGUUCUAUGGUGGAGGAGCAGGAUGACAUUGGAGGCGCCGCUUAUGGAGGUUCGGUGGAAGCUAGACGUGAUUCUGUGGAGCUGCCUUCAGUGGUGAGUGCCCAGAACAUGCAACUCUUCAUGCUCAACUCGGGCCUAGUGGCCAGCUUCAUAGAGUUGCCCACCCUGAAACUUCCUGGAGGUGGAAUAACUGCUGGUCUGGUCACCGCCGAGAAGCAAGUGAGGGUCCUGAUGCGGGAUCUCAAUGGCAAGGCCUGCUGGGAUGCGUCCAUUCUGUACUCGGAGCCUCGUAAGUCGGAGGAAGCGCCUCUUAGUAGAGCCACUCCGAAGAUUCAGCACUCCCAUCCGCUGGAUUCCAUGGUGUCCUCCAUGGUGGCCCAUGAGCUGCAGGCACCGCGCCACACUUUGCGUCAUCGCCCAGCUGGAGUGCUGCCCUUGGCCCAGGAUAUGGCGCCGGAUCUAGACCAGCUUGACGAUAUGUUGGCCUACAUCGGACACACCAGCCCCGAGUGCGUGCCGCCCACAGUUGGCCAGCUAAAUGCACCGAGUAGCAGUCCCCUUAGUGGCAAUCAGGAGGCGCAGGCCAUUUCAGUGAUCCUGAACCAACGCCUCCUCGAGCAAGAGUAUGUGACGCACUCGGCGCAGGCUCCCUUGCCCGCCCUACGGCAUGCCAGCUCCAUUACUUCGUUGCCAGACCAGAGGUCCAUACACUCGGCUAGCGCCUCCUUUGAUUCCCUUCCCACCCGCACCGAGAUGCCCUUCCAGUACUGCCGGCUGCUCUUCUCCCAUUUGGGCCUGGCUGGUUGGGAGCGACGCUCCCGAACGCAUCUGCUGCAGAGGAGCGAGAAACUGAUGCGGGAGCUGCGUAACGUGGACCUGCAAAAGUGCCGGGAAACGCACAAGAUGGCGGUGAUCUAUGUGGCCGCCGGGCAGGAGGACAAGGGCAGCAUCCUCCGGAAUACGAGCGGCAGCAGCACCUACGAAAUGUUCGUCUCUGCUCUCGGCUGGGAGAUCGACCUGGAGACACACAAUGGCUUCCUGGGAGGAUUGCCUCGUCAGGGAUGUGGCGCCACGGCUCCGUACUACGCCACACCCUUCCUGGAGGUUGUGUACCAUGUGGCCACGCGGAUGCCCUCGGAUUCGUCGGAGGCCAUGCUGCUGAAGACGCGGCAUCUGGGCAACGACGAGGUGCACAUCGUAUGGAGCGAACAUCAUCGCGAUUACAGGCGGGACAUCCUGCCCACCGAGUUCUGCGACGUUCUCAUUGUGGUGUAUCCCCUGAGGAACGGCCUCUUCCGGGUUACGGUUAACAGGAAGCCCGAGGUGCCGUGGUUCGGGCCGCUGGCCAACGAAAGCGUGGUGAGUGGCGCCUGCCUGGCCACCCUGAUCCGGGCCACGGCCAUCAAUGCCAGUCGGACGAAGCGCGCAGCACUGCCGCUCUACCAACAAUUCUAUGAGGAGCGUAACCGUUCACUAGACAGCGUCUCAUCAAGGUACAAGGAGAGCACCACCUUCGAGGACUUUGCCAGCCGCAUAUACAAUCCCAUGCCGCUGUCCACGCUGGGCACUUUGAGGGAAUCCAAUGCCAGCAGCACCUCGGCUGCUCCCCUAGCCUCGGCUCUGCUGGAUCAUAAUCGAGCUUCCGUUAAGGGUUGGGUUCAAGCCUCCAUUGAUUCCGCACCGAUAAUGGGAAUAGUGCCUUCGGCCUCCGCUGGAUCAACGGCUGCAAUGGAGGCAGCCACUGGAAUGGCCUCCGCUUCGCCGCGUGGGCCCCGAAAGUUGGGAGCGCCGUUCAAGAAUGUGACCAAGAAGCACUCCCUGCAGCAGAUCGUCGUGGGAGGUGGAGCCGGCGCCGGUGGUGAUACGCCACCUGAGAGUCCGACUUUGCCGCAACGACGUUUUAAAUAAAACUUGUCUCUUUCCUCCGAUUCCGGUACUAACUGCACACCCAUUCCCGCCCUUUCACCGAUGCAGAGACAAAUGGAGAGAGAGUUAUAAAUGCAAAAACGAAUAGUAUUUUCGCUCUAUGUUAAUUAUUGUAAUUAUUAUUUCUCGGUGUAUUUAAUUUAUUCUCGCUUCUACUCUCUAGUUUCCAUUUCCCUCAGAUAACACUGUGUUGUAUUUGCUUUGCGAAUUUUACCUAGCUUAAAUGGUUCAUUAUUCUUUUUACAUAUUUAUUGAUAGAUCGAUCCGUUUGCUAUCCGUUAAGUAAUCGGAGCACCUAUGUUGUGAUGUUAACGAAUUAUCGGAGCUCUAAGCAUUCGAGUGCAUUUACUCUGCUUCAGUGCUAAGCGUUUAAUCCAUUUGCAAUCUGUUAUCCAUAAUUAAUUAUUAUUAUUAGAACUAUAAUAUUUUACCAAUGUAUGUCAUAUAUUUUACACAACGUUUGGCAGCUUGGAAGCUUCGAAAAAUUCGAAAUUUCUUUUAGGUCUCUAUUCGCACAAAAUUUAUAGAUUUUGCUUUUUUUUUAUUUUUUUUUUUUCCUAAAAUGUCAUUGUGUCAAAAAGUAAUAACUUAAAGUAAAAAAAGAAGUGCAUUAAAUAUUUAUAAUUAAUAAUCCUUGUUUCUAACAUUAUUGUAAAAGGUAUUACUAUGACACAUUUUUUUUAUUUAAUUAAAUUAAAUCUAUAUUUGAUUUAAAAAUGUGCAUUAUAGUAUUAUGACAUGUUUUGUAUAUGUAAUAAUCACAUUUUUGGUAGUGAUAACUUUUAGAAUAAUGAAAGAAGAAAAUAUGCAAGAAUAAUCAAAAUUCGAACAUAGGAACCACAACUUGCUCUGCCCAUUCAAAAACAAAACGUCAACUCCUAGUAUUAUGUAAUCGAGCUAUAUUAAUGUAUAGGUAGCCUUAGAGUUAAGUUUCCUAUAUCCCAACCCUACCAAAAUGUCGAUGGCAAUCGUAACUAGGAGUGCGAGUCUUAGAGAGAAAAGCAAACCAAGCAAAAACAAAAGAGUAACUACAAAUUGUUCAAACCAAUCGCCUUUUAUUUGUGUGUAAAAACUGAAAUUGUUACCUUAGAUGAUUUAUUAAGUAAUAUUAAUCAGUUUUGUAUUCUCACUGCGAAUUGUUUUCAACGAAAUUCGAUCAAAUUGAUAGAUUUACACGAUAUAUUUAUAUAUAUUUACACCAACCAGCGUACAUACGUAUAUGUUAAUUUUGUAUUUAUGUAAAGCGGGCAACUGAAAGUUAAUUGCAAUGCCUUUUUGUUGCACAAAUGUUUUAAUAUAUGAGAAAUCCGUAGGCUAAUUACCACAAAUAACCGUAAGCAAACUUUUUUGUAUAAAACCAAUAAAUCGAAAAGUAAAUUAAAGCUAUGUGAAACUUGUAA